Molecule: messenger RNA, 4771 nt
Organism: Scleropages formosus (Asian bonytongue)
Lineage: Eukaryota; Metazoa; Chordata; Actinopteri; Osteoglossiformes; Osteoglossidae
Gene: epb41l3a
Product: erythrocyte membrane protein band 4.1-like 3a
Exons: 26
Coding region: 29-3664 (1211 amino acids)
Biological process (GO): cortical actin cytoskeleton organization; actomyosin structure organization
Cellular component (GO): plasma membrane; cytoskeleton
Molecular function (GO): actin binding; structural molecule activity
Source: RefSeq, a predicted model, not a curated record
AGUCGCGUAGGUAGAGAACGAGACGGGGAUGUUCUGCAGGUGUGCUGCACUGGCACGCGCCCCGGCUGGAGUGUGCUGUCGGAAACGCCACUGGCACCUCUUGUUGGACCAAGGCUUAGUUCACACAAAGUUUGUUGCUCCGCUGCUUUUUUUUUUUCGCCCGGAAGGACGAGGAUUUAAUCUGGCUAACUGCUCUGAUUCAGAGCCAAAGCAGGAGCAGCGUGACCAGGCCCCACCUACCCAGCCAGCUCCGCCCCUCCAGGGCUCCCAGCCAUUCGACGGGGAGCAGUUUCCAGCAGCCGCCGGUCACAGCACACCCGCAAAAAAGGACCAGAGCGAACAAAGAGAGGCAGAAGGAACCCCAGCCUCCAAGCUUGACUACCAGAUAGACGACGACAAGACAUCUCAAAGAUCCUCAUCCAGCAAGCUGUCCAAGUCUCCCUUGAAGACCCCCAAGAAGUCCAAAAACAUGCAGUGCAAAGUCACCCUUCUGGAUGGGUCUGACUACACCUGUGUGGUGGAGAAACGGGCCAAGGGCCAGUUGUUGUUUGACAAAGUGUGUGAUCAUCUCAACCUUCUGGAAAAAGACUAUUUUGGCAUCACAUUCCGUGAUAUGGAAAAUCAGAAGAAUUGGUUGGACCCUGCCAAGGAGCUGAAGAAGCAGAUAAGAAGUGGAGCCUGGAAUUUCGCCUUCAAUGUGAAAUUUUACCCACCAGAUCCUGCCCAGUUAUCCGAGGAUAUUACACGGUACUACCUGUGCCUGCAGCUGCGGGACGAUGUAGUGUCAGGUCGACUGCCCUGCUCCUUCGCUACGCACACUGUCCUGGGCUCCUACACGGUGCAGUCUGAGCUGGGGGACUAUGACCCAGAGGAGCUUGGCACGGACUAUGUCAGCGAGUUCCGCUUCGCCCCCAACCAGACCAAGGAGCUAGAGGAGAAAAUCAUGGACUUACAUAAAAACUACAAGGGAAUGACACCUGCUGAAGCUGAGAUGCACUUCCUAGAGAAUGCCAAGAAGCUGUCCAUGUAUGGAGUGGACCUCCACCAUGCCAAGGAUUCAGAGGGAGUGGAGAUCAUGCUGGGAGUCUGCGCCAGCGGCCUACUCAUCUACCGUGACAGGCUGCGCAUUAAUAGGUUCGCCUGGCCGAAGGUCCUCAAGAUAUCCUACAAACGGAACAACUUCUACAUCAAAAUAAGACCAGGCGAGUUUGAGCAGUUUGAAAGCACUAUUGGAUUCAAGCUCCCCAACCACAGAGCAGCCAAGAGGCUCUGGAAGGUCUGUGUAGAACACCACACCUUUUUCAGGCUGGUGUCCCCAGAGGCCCCCCCCAAGAAGUUCCUGACACUGGGCUCAAAGUUCCGCUACAGUGGACGUACCCAGGCGCAGACGCGACGGGCCAGUUCUCAGAUUGUCCGGCCAGCACCAUACUUUGAACGCUCUUCUAGCAAGCGCUACACCAUGUCCCGAAGCUUGGAUGGGGCUCCCAUGACUGAGAACCAGGAAAUACUCAUGAAGGAUUCCGUCUCCGCUUCAGAGGUGGGAACAGCGCAGUAUGGGACAGCCAAGGCCAUCGCCACCGGUGACCUCAUUACCACAGUAACGCCAGAGAAGAAGGCUGAGGAGGAGAAGGCUGAGGAGGAGGAGGAGAAGACUCAGGUCACAGAGCCUUCUGAGCCCCCCGUGGCCACGCCCAUCAGACCUGACACUAAGCCACCACCACGCACACUGCCCUUUGAUCCCUUGCGCUCCGAAAUGUCCCUGCCCUCCUCCCCCGUGUCAUCCAUGAAAGUCCGACGGAGGCACAGGGAGGGUGCCCGUAGGCGGGCUGCGUCUGUCAGCCCCUCGGAAAGCAAUGGGGGCCGCUGCCGGCGCCAGGCCCAGGCUGACCGCCAGGCUGCCCUGUUGGAGGAGCAGGCCCGGCUGCUGUCGGCGCGCAAGCAGCGGCUGGAUGGGAACAAGGGUGGCACCCUCUUCUCCUUUUCUCUGCACCUCCCUGACCUCUCAGCCUUUCUAGAUGACGACGGCUACCUGACCCUCCCCGACCUGUCUGAGCUGCGCUUCCUUCCCAAGAGCAUGCAGCACUUCAUUCCCAUCCGCUCACCUUCCCUCAUCCCUUGCUUCCUCUUCAUCUUCUUCUUCCUUCUAUCCACCUCCUUCUCUGUUCCCUAUGCCAUCACCCUCUCCUUUCCUCUGGCUUUGUGCCUCUGCUACCUGGAGCCCAAGGCAGCCUCCUUGGGUGCCUCACUUGCCCAGGGCCUGAAUGACAGUUCAGAGGAAGAGACCGACAGCGAGCAGACAGACUUUGCCUGCGAUGGGGAGACAACGGCCACUGAGUCGGACCAGGAGGAUGAGAUCUCUGAGAUAAAGACACAGUAUAGUUUCGUAAGACGAGUAAAAGGAGAAAAUGUAUUUGUCAAACACAGUAAUCUGAUGUUAGAGGAAACCGCAACCCCAGAUGAGCUGCUGAAACGGCAAACCAAUAUAAGCGAAUUAAAACGCUCGUUUCUGGAGACGGGCUCGGACACAGCCACGCUCACCGAGUGGGAGAAGAGGCUGUCCACGUCACCUGUGCGCUCGCCCAGGCUGGACGACGCCCCCAUGAUCGAGCCUCUUGUGCCCGAGGAUACCAAAGAAGACACAGUGGCAGUGGUGUUCGAUGCCACGGAAUUGAAGCCCAUCGUCUCAGAAAGUAAACCCCUGAAGUUCACCUCGCAGGAUGUGAGAAGGAUGGCCGACAGGUCCUCGACCAUCAAGAUCAUCCCUGUGACGGACGAGUAUGAGUCACCGGGGCCCACGGCAGAGGCCAGGAAGAGCACCUUGAUCGCCAUCAAGGAGGCAGAGACGCCAUCCCCCUCUGAAGCCCCGCUGGGUGGUUUCAGAAAUGUGGUAAUUGUGAGGUCCACUGAGGAGAUGGGUGAGGUCAGAAGGCUGGAAGCAAGACUGCUGCAGAAGGACGAGGCUCAAAGAGAGGGUCCGGGGGAGCUGCAGCCCAGCAUUACCACGGCUCACUAUGUCGCCAAGAAGUCGCCCACGUUCAGACCGGUGCCUAAGCCGACCUUUGAUGAGAUGUCGCCGCAGCUAACCGCUCUUUUAGCAUCUGCGAGAGGUCAGACCAGCUCAGUGGGAUGGACCACCACGACUUCACAUAGUCAGACCAUUUUUAAGUCCACGGAGGAGGCAGAGGGGAAGGCGUCAGAGACUCUAGAAGCCCAGCAGCAGGCGGGAAUGACAUCUGUGUCACAGUCCCCGGUGCUGAAAACAGAGCCUGUGAGUUUCAGCAGCACAACACAAGAGGACAAGGAGGAGUUUACCACGAAGGAGGUGCCAGUUGUCCACACAGAGACCAAGACCAUCACCUAUGAAUCUUCAGUGGGCGAUGGCAGCGGUGAUUCUGACCCCGGAAUUCUGAUGAGUGCCCAGACCAUCACUUCUGAAACGACAAGCACCACCACCACCACACACAUCACAAAGACUGUGAAAGGAGGCAUCUCUGAAACGAGGAUUGAGAAACGAAUCGUCAUCACUGGGGACGCAGACAUCGACCACGAUCAGGCGCUGGCUCAGGCCAUUAAGGAAGCCAAAGAGCAGCACCCUGACAUGUCAGUGACCAAAGUAGUGGUACAUAAAGAGACAGAGAUCACGCCCGAGGAGGGGGACGAGUAAAGCAGGACUGAGGCCUGUGCUUCAGAUACUCUCCUUCACUACUUAAAGAAUAAAGAACACCCAAGAGGAGUUUACUUUGACUUCGGCGCCAACACGCAUUAACGGAUAUUUUACUGCAUUGAAUCACUAUAGGACUAAUCAACUUCCCACUCUAAUCGCCCUUAAGAACACCGGCUUAUGUGUUUCCAGAUCACGCUGAUCCAUCAAUGGGAAAAUGCAUAUUGCAUGACAAAGAAGCAAUGGUGCAUUUUUUUUUAAAGAAAAUAAAUUGUAGAAGGAAAAAAAUAAUAUAACUGGUUCCUAUUUCACAUGCACGUUUGAACAAUAGGCAGACAUACUGAAGGGGAAAACAACUUUUUAUUCACUGCCUUAUGAAGUAAUGAGUUAAAAAUAUAAUUUAUGUAGCUUCAUUUUAUUUAUGUGACAACCUUUCACUCCAAAAUUAAUAUAGGCUUUAUGAAUAUGAGCGCACAAUAUUUAACCAUUCAAUAGAUGUGCCAACCAUAUUGCCAAGAUCCUGUUUCCUCCCUCCAUUGUUUCAUUUACUUUAAUCCUGUUGCCUGCCAAACAAAAAAUGUAAACCUUGAAGUUUAAAAGGUCUGAAUAUAACACAUAUGUACAUUUUGCUUCUUAGGCAAGUCAAAUAUUCAACCACAAUUCUGUCUUGUUUUUUACCAAUUUAUUUUCCUUCUUAAUUGUUCUAACAAUUUUCCACUAAAUUAUCUCAGAUUGAUGGAGAAAGCUUAUCGUUCACUCAUUACUGUUCGCCAAUAAAAGAAACUGACGCUGUUGCUUAAGGAGCUGUGAUGUAGCUGUUGUCCCAAGGUGGGGACAUGCAAAUCUCCAGAGCCUCCCCCACCCCCCCACUCCACUCAGUCUGCCGGGCACGGCUGAGCCUUAAAUCGUACAGGGGAGACUGUUUGGUCUGACACCAGGUGUGUGAAUGUGUGCUCUGUCCCACUGUUAGCUGGCAAAUAGCAUCCAUGUCAAAUGUGUUUCCACAUUAGUGAAAUAAAAGUGGCAAAUGCAUUUUGUGAUUUAUUUUGUCUUUUCUUUUUAAUAAAACUAUAUUGAUGAAACCAUCAGUCAUUCUGUAUUGUGUGGCAA